AUGUAUAUACACACACUUAUCUAUCUAUCUAUCUAUCUAUCUAUCUAUCUAUGUGUUAAAAAAAGACAUUUUUUUCCUCGCUCAUAUCGACUGAUAAAUUGGGACGUGUUUGCGCGCGGAUUAAAAGGCUGGCCGCACGGUUGGGGAGACCAAGAAUAUGUCGCUCUGUAUUUGUAUUGUUUAUUGCGUUCAUUUUCUCUGUCUUUCGUUUAUAUUCUCUCUAUAACCGCCUUCUUCUUUCUCGAUAAUCCCAUCUUCGCUUCAUCUUGUUCCGACUUUCUCUCUCUUUCUCUCUCUCUCUCCCCCUCUCUCUCUGUGGCCACUUUGUCAUUUCUUUGUCUUUUCCCCUAUAUCAUCUUUUUUGAUUCUUCUCUCUUCAUAACCAUUUUUGUUUCUACUCUCUCUGUAACACAAGGUUUUCGUUUCUUUAUUCCAUAUAUUUCUUUAUUUCUUUUCCUCUAUUUCCAUAACCUCUUUCUCGUUUCUUUCUCUAUAAGCCCUUUGUUGAUUUUUUCAUCUCAAUCUAUAUAUAUAUAUAUAUAUAUAUUUUGGCUUUUACGUUAUCUAUCUAUCUAUCUAUCUAUCUAUCUAUCUAUCUAUUUUGGCCUUUACGUUAUCUAUCUAUCUAUCUAUCUAUCUAUAUAUCUAUUUUGGCCUUUACGUUAUCUAUCUAUCUAUUUUGGCGUUUACGUUAUCUAUCUAUCUAUCUAUCUAUCUAUCUAUCUAUCUAUCUAUCUAUCUAUCUAUCUAUCUAUCUAUUUUGGCCUUUACAUUAUCUAUCUAUCUAUCUAUCUAUCUAUCUAUCUAUCUAUCUAUCUCUGA
Messenger RNA from Acanthosepion pharaonis, 822 nucleotides. The record is from the annotation of a GenBank genome assembly. Lineage: Eukaryota; Metazoa; Mollusca; Cephalopoda; Sepiida; Sepiidae.